This is a messenger RNA of Oikopleura dioica, 897 nucleotides long. Lineage: Eukaryota; Metazoa; Chordata; Appendicularia; Copelata; Oikopleuridae. The record is from the annotation of a GenBank genome assembly.
AUGAAGCUUUUUACUUCCCUCCUCGUCGCUGCUUCCGCUGACCAAGCUGUCGAGCGAUUCAUGACUCAGUCAUUCAUCAACUGCGAGCACAACCACCUCGCCACCACCGGUACCAACGAAGGCGGCGCCUCCUGCCCCAAGAACAAAGUCAUCAGGGUCAUGGGCGCAACAUACGGUCGAAACGACGCUGAUACCUGUCACGGUGGCAACGCCUACGGAAACUGGCCAGAAUGCUCCUUGGAUGUGACCGAGCACGCUGCUGCUGAUUGCGAUGGCAAACGAUCUUGCAACUACAAUGCCAACAACAGAGAAAUCAAGGAUCCCUGCGUCGGAACCACCAAGUUCACCGAGGUCCUCUACAAAUGCGAAUCCUCUGAGGGAGUCGAAGAUGCAGUCAAAGAAUCCAUCUCUUGCGAGCACUCCCACCAAGGAAACAAUGACCGACGAAUCAGCUGCGACGCCGGCAAGGUCCUCGAAAUCGUUGACGCCUGGUACGGUCGAGAAGAGCAGGACGUUUGCAACCCCAACGGCUCUUCUCACAAACACUACCUCGUUCCCGAUGGAGGCUGCAACCGAGAUGCGACUGAUUUCAUGUCCGACCGAUGCAACGGCAAACGAGCCUGCUCUAUCAAACUCAACAACGGAAUGGUCGGCGAUCCCUGCCGAGGAACCACCAAAUACUCCACCGUCCAGUUCAAAUGCAAGAACGAGUGCGACCACCUCGAUGCCCAGCCAGUUUUCCAAGCAGGCUCUGAAGUCGAAUGCCGAACCAAAGCCAAUGGAAACAAGAAGUGCAUUGCCACUUGCACAAGCGGAAACCGAACUGGAAACCGACGAAACAUUUGGACUUGCGACCGAUCUGAUCCAGUUUGGGUUGAAAACAAACCAUGUGCUUAA